CUCUUUCAAACCAGUGUAUUCUAAACUUAUAAAUAUAAAGCUGAUGAAAGAAUGCAAUAAAGAUAGAUUUUACUUCCAUCUGAUUUUUAUGAUUCAAUCUCACUGAUCCAAAAUUUGCUCACAAGGCCAGCUACAACUAGUCCGCCGCAUAGUGCUCAGUUAUCUGAACUUUGUUGCAAAAAUGGAGACUCCAUUCUUCUAUUCCUGUCUUUCGAAUCUAAAUACCUCUACUUUCAAUUCAAUGGAAGUCCUUAAAACUCGUGCUCAAGAGAUAAAAGAAGAAAUUAUAGAAGAAAAAAAGAGAAAAAGAGAAAAAGAGAAAAAGAGAAAAAGAGAAAAAGAGAAAAAGAGAAAAAGAGAAAAAGAGAAAAAGAGAAAAAGAGAAAAAGAGAAAAAGAGAAAAAGAGAAAAUAACGAAGAGCACCACAGAGAUGAGACCAAGGGUGAAAAGAUCCUCAGAGACCUCCUGAAAAAUCUAGGGGGCAUCCCUGAGAGCUCUGGCUUUUUAGAACCCAUUCAUAAGGUCUAUGUUCUGACUAAAGAUCUUGACUAUAUGUCACUUAAUAUGCUUUUGAUGACUUUGAUAGCUUCUAAUAAUCUACAAUAUGAUUUGAAUGUCAAUUCACUUGUGAGAAAGAACAAGAACUCAAAUAUAGACGGACCUUGUUUCGUUAUGGGGUUGAUCACGAUCUUCAAGCAGUUCCAUAACUCACAUUUUAAGAAAUACCUAGUGUAUAUGUCACACUACAUAAAGUCUUCAAUCGAAGUCUCCAAAGACAAAGGAUCUCUCCAAAAGCAAGGGUGCUACCCUGAAGAUGUUACUACUCUGUUUGGCAUCCUUGAAGAAAUUCUCAGAUUUGGUAAAUAUGACAGAGAAGUUAUUAAGCAAGUUAUGGAAGUCAACUUCCUUUUCGAUAAUUUCAAGAGCAUUCCAGGAAGGUCUCAUAAAAAGUAGAUCAUUCAAUAUAGAAACGGAC
Molecule: messenger RNA, 977 nt
Organism: Moneuplotes crassus
Lineage: Eukaryota; Ciliophora; Spirotrichea; Euplotida; Euplotidae
Source: the annotation of a GenBank genome assembly